This is a messenger RNA of Gadus morhua (Atlantic cod), 4181 nucleotides long. It is a transcript of the gene sec16b, whose product is annotated as SEC16 homolog B, endoplasmic reticulum export factor. The transcript is spliced from 24 exons. Gene Ontology annotation, biological process: Golgi organization. Lineage: Eukaryota; Metazoa; Chordata; Actinopteri; Gadiformes; Gadidae. The record is from RefSeq and is a predicted model, not a curated record. The coding region runs from base 440 to 3316 and encodes 958 amino acids. Gene Ontology annotation, cellular component: endoplasmic reticulum exit site; ER to Golgi transport vesicle membrane.
UGUUGGAGUUGUACGUCAAACUUAUAUUGAAAUAGUGUGAAAGUGUGACGAUGGUUGUUCCUCCUCCCGCCCGCAUUUCUUUUUUCAGACAACGUGGCAAGACGACACUCCCGCCCGCUUGCUCUCACUCCCUUCAGGCGGCUUUAUACCGGUCAUUCUUUAAGUCUGUUCUCAUGCGUAGUCACCAGAAAAAGAACAACGUCAUGAAAAUUGUCAGCAUGUUGACUCUCAAAAAUAAAACCACACUUUGUUUGUUUUCAUUCUGGCUCUCGGUGAAUCACUGCAGCUGUCAAACGCAAGGCGUGGUGCUGAACUUCUCCGGCUGGACCAGAUGAGCUGAAAAGACGUGUUGUGGGAUGAAGGUCAGAAACGGCGGGACACAGGGGACCUAGUGGCAGAGAGUGAAUCCUGUUUAUGCAUGAAGACGCUGUAACGCACCAUGGACACCAGAGGGCGCCACGAUCACCACAAGGCCCAAGGCGACGCUAGCAGGUCUCCCUACCCGGACAGGAGCCCUAAGUACCCGCCACCCGAUCCGAGGGAGAGGGGGAGGUCCAGCGGCUACCCAGAGGCUCAUCACAGAGAUUAUUUCACCAGCUCCCCUCACAGACCAGAGUAUAAUGACCCCAGAGGACAGUAUGGGGGACAGUAUGGAUAUGAUCAACAAGAUCAAGCAAGGCCCGGGUACGAAUACCCUCCUCAACAAUGGGAAUACAGAAAUUAUUAUAAUCAGUACGACCACGACCCGUACUGGGGACAGCGGAGAGGCCCAGAUGGUGGGCAACAUGUUUCCAAUGACUCACGGAGGUACCAGGACAGGACGUAUGAACAGAUGCAUUCUGGGUAUUCCAAUUCAGAAUACUACAGGUCUGACCAGCUGACAGACCAGGGUCACUACUAUGAUCCCAGAGAGGUCGCAGAGCCCCCGGCCUCGACCCGGCUCUCAGAACAUUCCAGAACCCCAGGCCUGCCCCUGACCAGUACCAACUCUCUGGAAUAUUCCAAGGCCUCAGGCUUGUCAUCCAGCGGCUACGAGCUGAGCCAGUACAUGAACGGAGCUGACCAGAUCGAUGUUGACUCUCAGUCUCUCCUUCCUCCUCCUCCUUCUUGUUUUGAUCCAGAACCCGUUCCUGUCGCUCCUCUGAAGUACGCAAUCCCUCACGCGGUGGUCAGUUUCGGUACUGCAGGCCAACUGCUCCGGGUCAGCCCGGGUUUGUCCACCAAAGAGAACCAGCUAGAGAUCCACAGUCUGGAGGUUAUUCUCGGGGAGACCCAAGAACAACAGGACUUGAGGAACUUCCCUGGGCCUUUAACCAGGGAAGACUUGCACAAAGUCGACGCUAUGGAGUUCGCCCACAAGAGGGCAGACGCGAGCUUGCGAGACGUCACCCAGGACAGCGCCUCGGCCGCCCUCUUGUGGAAGCUGCUGAUUCUGCUUUGCAGGCAGAACGGACAAAUAGUUGGAUCUGAUAUUGCCGAGCUGCUGCUCCAGAACCCGUCCAGCGAGGAAAGGCCUGACAGCCGGGCUCCGAUGCUGAUUGACUUCAGCGAGGGCCCGGCCCCUGUCACGGUGCCCUGUGUUGUUGGAGACGACCUUCUCACCGGCACUGCGACCCACUCCAGUGCAGAGAGCUCGAAGGUGGCCCUGGACAAAUACACAUCGCUGCUAUUGGCCGGGAGGAAGAAGGAGGCUUUAGAGUCGGCCAUGAACAGUGAGUUAUGGGGACACGCGCUGUUUCUGGCCAGCAAGAUGGACAACCGCUCCUACACCACCGUACUGAACAGGUUCACCGGUCAGUUGACCUUAAGCGACCCCCUCCAAACGCUCUUCCAGCUGCUCUCUGGGAAAACUCCUGCAGUAUCCACGUGUUGUGGGCAGGAGAAGUGGGGGGACUGGAAGCCCCACCUGGCCGUCAUGCUGGCCAAUGAGACGGCGGAUCCCAACGUACAGAAGAAGGCGGUUGUUGCCAUGGGAGACACCCUAGCCUCAAGAGGUCUGCUCCACGCAGCUCACAUCUGCUACCUGACGGCCUAUGUCCACUUUGGGUUCUUCACUCAAAAGACUGACCGGCUAGUUCUCCUGGGCUCCAGCCACAGAUGGUCCUUUUCAAAGUUUGCCCAGAAUGCGGCCAUUCAGUGCACAGAGGUAUUUGAAUACAGCCAAAAUCUAGGAGGAAAACAUUUUUCAAUUCCAACAUUUCAGGUGUAUAAGCUGCUGUACGCCACCAGGCUGCUGGACUGGGGCCUUGCAUCGCAGGCAUACCAUUACUGCGAGCUGAUUGGUCAGAGCAUCCUAAGACAUAAUGAGCCCCAGCUCGUCCUGACCGGGGAGGUUAUCAAGUUGGCUGACAGGCUGAAGCACUGCGAGGGCCAGUUGAGCGGCGAGUCCUGUGGGGGAGCGCCAUGUGACCCCAGCUGGCUGCAACAGCUGCGUCUCAGGCUCCGAGGCUUGCAGACGGGAACCUCUGACAGCAUGGGAGCCUAUCUGCCCCCAGUUGAUGGGAGCACCCAGGCCAAUCAGGACACAGGUACACCACCAGAGGCUUAUCCCCGCUAUGAGCGAGGGACAGAAGGAGGGGAAGGAGGAGCAGAGACCACAGGCCGGGCUGGUGGAGCCAUGCAACCACCCACAGACGAGUGGGAGCCUCAGGACCCGGGGUUCCAGGCUAAUGCUCCACCUUCUCCAUCGCAGCCCUACACUCCUCCACCUCCAGCACAGCCCUAUGCUCCUCCACCACCAGCUUAUCCUCACGCUCCCCCACCUCAACCAGAGCUCUAUGCUCCCCCACCUCAACCAGAGCUCUAUGCUCCUCCACCUCAACCAGAGCUCUAUGCUCCUCCACCUCAACCAGAGCUCUAUGCUCCUCCACCUCAACCCGAGCUCUUUGCUCCUCCACCUCCAGCUGCUAGCGGCGCCGUGGACCAACAGCUCGGUUAUCAUCACUCUAAUGCCGCCCAGGUCAUCACACCGUCCACAGGGUUCCUGCCGAUGGUUCCUCUGGAGAAUGUAUCCGGAGAAAACUUGGUGAACGGCAACAGGGACGAGACGUGGCCUGAGGUUCCACAGGCAACGACUGCAGAGGAGACGGCUACAGAACCAGCCGACACCAAACAACCAGAUGGCAGCAAGGCAGGCUGGUUCAGUAGAUGGUUCAAAUCCAAGCCCAGCAAUGAACAGAAGGAGAUGUCAGAUCAAGCCAAACCCUCUCAAACAGCGUCAGAAACCCCUGCCCCACCCGGGGGGUCCUACGACUGGGCUCAACACCAACGCGGCUUCAAUCCCGGCCCACCGUCCACCGGCAUGACUCCUCCAUAAAACACAGGGCCCCUUUGACCUUCACCAGUAAGGAACAUGGGAAUGUCUGUGGAACCGUGGCCCUGCUGUUUGAACGCUGCAUCUUGGAUGGGACGGGCCCACCACCACCAAGCCCCAUAACCCUCCCCUCCCCUCCACCAAGUAGGGCUUUUUUUGGAUGACCUUUGAAACUCCCUGUUCUUGCGCACCUUGGCAGCACAAACCGUUACAGAAAUACACGCGCAAGCCAGUCAUGGAAGAAACUUUUCAGGUCAAAGUCGCCACUCACAACUCACAAGUCACAAGUCGUGACAUUGCCCCAAAACAGCUGAAAGUAUUAUACUUCCGGAAAAGCUUAUGUCUGCCUAUGAGCAUCAUGCAUGUAUUUUGGGUCUCGUUCAUAUAGACCAAGAAGGAGGAGCAGUAUUUGUGAAUGAAGACAUAAUUCCUGACAAGGUAUUUUAUAUAGACAACAGAUGUUGACAACAUAAGACCGUAUGCCUACAUUGAGUAGUUUUCCAGGAUGAUUUGGCUUGAAAAUAGUGUUGUUGGAUGUAAAUCUUCUUCCAAUUACCAUGUCUGACUUGGAACUCAUCUGAGGUUGAGAGCUAGAGAUGUAUUGAGGAAUUUGCUGGACUUGCUACACUUAAUUUUGUUAACGUUUUUUAUCAACUUUUAGAUGCCCACCUCUUAUUUAAUAAGAGUUGAGGGUUAUACCACAAUCAUAAAUAGUUCAAUGCUUUGUUUUCUUGUCAUCAUCAGAUCACGUUCAAAUCAUUAGAAAACAAAAGUGUAACAAAUAAACCUGUAAUGUUCUUGAUUAUUUAUUUUGAGAAGAAGAGGGUAGACUGCAUAUAAUUGUGUCGUAAUAAAGUUUUUCUAUGCA